AUGCCGUCGGUGGUCGAGGUGCCGAAAAAAGUAGCGGCGGCAACCCGCGAUGGUGGCGGGCAGACGGUCACGCUGGACGGGCGGACUGUGCUUUUGCCCGAGGGGACGGCGAUUAGUCUUGUGGCUGUCGCGGCGCAUAGGAAUCCGCGGUAUUGGCCGACGACGCGGAGCCGGGUGACGCGGGCGGAGACGGAUUUGGAUGAUUAUGUGCCUGCGCGGUGGUUCCGGAGGCGGCCGGGCCAUUCUGAUGACGACAACGACAAGGAUGAGGACGAGGAGGAGGGUGGGUGGGAGCGAUUACGGAGCAAAAGCCCCGGCGGCGAAGGCGGGGGCGGCGAGUAUGAGAAUGACGAGUACGACGCCGACAUGGGCGGGUACGCGGGCCCGGACACGAGCGCGCGGCUGUUUCGGCCGGAGAGGGGCGCGUAUAUUCCGUUUUCCGACGGGGCGCGGUCUUGUCUGGGGCGUAGGAUCGCGCAGGUCGAGAUCGUGGCGGCGCUGGCGGUGCUGUUUCAGCGGUAUAGCCUGGAGUUGGACGUGGGGGAUUUCGAGACGGGUGAAGGUGAGACUCGAGACCGAGAGGGGCUGGCAAAGUUGUACGGGGCGGCGCAGGAGAGGUGCAGGAAGAGGAUAGAAGGGGCGACGAGCGUGUUGACGCUCAAGAUGCAGGGCGGGGAGGAGGAUGUGCCGGUGCGGUUGGUGAGGAGGGGGAGGAGAGGUUUGUGA
Messenger RNA from Parascedosporium putredinis, 726 nucleotides. The record is from the annotation of a GenBank genome assembly. NCBI's taxonomy places the organism in Eukaryota, Fungi, Ascomycota, Sordariomycetes, Microascales, Microascaceae.